AUGGAGGAUGAUGAUAAGCUAUUUGAAGCUUAUGUUGAUCCUGAAGCUGAGUUUGGUGGUUUAGACAAGGGCAAGGGUAAGAUAGAUGAGGGUAGUGAAUUCAUAAGUGGUGGGAUGUUUGAUAAGCUAUAUAAUGAAGAAGGGGAGGAAAAUCUUGUUGCUAGUGAUGAUGACUUUGUCAGUGGUGGUAGUGAUGAAGAAAGUGUUGGGGUGAAAUACCCUAAGUUCAAUCCUAGGACUGAAAAAAAGAAUCCAGAACUUAAACUAGGAUUAAUUUUCAGUAGCAGGGAUGAGGCUAAGUUUGCCAUUGAGAGUCAUUGCUUUAGGAGAGGUAUGAUGAUAAAAUUUCAGAAGGUUGACAAGAUUAGGUUGAGGGCAGUUUGUAAAAAAGAUGGAUGUGAGUGGUUUUGCUAUGUGGGAAAGAUGCAGGGGGAUGGUGCUUGGCAAAUUAAGAGCUAUAAUCCAAAUCAUAACAAAUGCUCUUGGAAUUAUAACAACACAAGCAUUAAAUCAGGGUGGAUUGGGAAGACUUUUGUGAAAAAAUUGAAAGAAAAUCCAAAAUUGGGCACAAGUGAAUUUAGAAAUGAAGUCUGUACCACCUUAAAGUCCACCUUAAAGGCCAAUGUAUCUAGAUCACAGGCCUAUAGGGCAAAGCAAAAGGCUCUGAAACUGAUUCAGGGGACUUUAGAGGAACAGUUUAGCAAAAUAAGGGAUUAUUGUCAAGAGUUAGAUAGGAGUAACCCUGGCUCUACUGUCAGAAUGCAGUUGAAUGAUGAAAACACGUUUAAAAGAUUUUAUAUGUGUUUUAGUGCAUGUAAAAUUGGGUUUAGGAAUGGCUGCAGGCCAGUGGUUGGGGUAGAUGGAUGUUGGUUAAAGGGUAAUCAUGGGGGUCAGUUGCUUAGUGCAGUUGGAUUAGAUCCAAACAAUAACAUCUAUCCAAUUGCAUAUGCAAUAGUUGAGAGUGAGACAAAAGAGAGUUGGAUGUGGUUUUUGAAUAUGCUGAAUAUUGAUCUCAACUUUAGUGAAAAUGAACACACAUGGACAUUCAUGUCUGAAAAGCAAAAGGGCUUGAUUCCAGCCUUUGAAACCUUGUUCCCAACUGCUGAAAAUAGGUAUUGUGUUAGGCAUCUUCACAGUAACAUGAAAAGGAAUGGUUUCACUGGAUUGGCCAUUAAAUCAGCAUUAUGGGCUGCAGCAAGGGCAACUAGAGUUGAGGAAUUUCAGAGGAGAAUGCAAGAGUUGAAAGAGAUAGAUGAAAAUACCUAUAUUUGGCUAGCCAAAAAACCUCCACAAAACUGGUCUAGGUCUCAUUUCACUACCUAUCCCAAGUGUGAUAUUUUGUUGAAUAAUAUGUGUAAGUGUUUCAAUAGCUUCAUACUGGAUGCAAGAGAAAAACCAAUUAUCUCUUUGCUUGAAUCUAUUAGAAACCUUUUGAUGACAAGAAUUCAUAUAAAUAGAGAAAAAGCACUUAAGUGGGAUGGUCCUCUCUGUCCUAAGAUUAAGCAAGUGUUGAUGAAGACAAUGAAAGAAGCUGGAGAGUGCAUUCCAAUAAGGUCUGAUGAGUGGAAUUUCCAAAUUAUGGGACCUUCAACUCAGCACAGUGUUGAUGUUAGAGAGAGGAGGUGCAGCUGCAGGAAAUGGGAUCUCACUGGUGCAGAAAUGAAGAUCCAGAAUCUUAUGUGCACAAUUGUUACAAAGUGGAGACCUAUCUGA
This is a messenger RNA of Erythranthe guttata (spotted monkey flower), 1713 nucleotides long. The record is from RefSeq and is a predicted model, not a curated record. Lineage: Eukaryota; Viridiplantae; Streptophyta; Magnoliopsida; Lamiales; Phrymaceae.